Molecule: messenger RNA, 3215 nt
Organism: Triplophysa rosa
Lineage: Eukaryota; Metazoa; Chordata; Actinopteri; Cypriniformes; Nemacheilidae
Gene: aopep
Product: aminopeptidase O (putative)
Exons: 17
Coding region: 196-2661 (821 amino acids)
Cellular component (GO): nucleolus
Molecular function (GO): zinc ion binding; metalloaminopeptidase activity
Source: RefSeq, a predicted model, not a curated record
UGAACGCGACAGCGUCGGCGGCCCGCGUGAUAAGUUCUGUCACAGGGAGAAACAGGCUAUUAAAUACCUCAGGACAGCAUGCAGACCGAAUAAUGUGUGGAGUUUUGUGAGUUAUAUGAAUGGCAUUUAGUUUGCUACAUUUGCUUACAAUAUUGUUAAUAUUUCAAGACUUCCACCUAUAGAAUACCAAUAGGUAUGGAAAGUAAUCCUCAGCUUGAUCUGGACCCUAAUAGAGAUGAUCUGCCCUUGCGGGCCAACACCAACCAAAUGCUUGUUCGACACUAUGCGCUUGACCUGGCCGUUCACUUCCAAAGGAUGGUCAUUGGUGGCAGUAUUGUUCUUUUUCUGGAGCCUGUUAAAAGUGAAAGAGGAUCUACAUCAAACACACCAGUACAAGACGUAUGUAAGUUAUCAUCGUCUAAAGAUGAUGCGAAAUCUCCCAUCAUGCCUUGCCCAAAUAAAUUAACACCCACCAAGAAUCCAUCAGAUUUGAGUGAAGGAAGUGACAUCAAUAAUGUCACGUGGGGUGAUGAUAGUGACGAUUUCACCUUGGUGCUGGAUUGCUGUGAUCUAGUGGUGUUCAGAGUGGAAGAGGUGGAUGUGACCACGGUGUCUCAUUUAAAGGAACUUGACAAACAGGGAUUUUAUGCAAAUGCUGAUCAUCCAUCUUCCAGUCUGGUACGGAGGCUGGUCUCCAUGCCUUCAGCUAGCUGGAGACAGCAACAAGAUCUAUAUCUCCAGUGCAGUCAUUCCCCUGCUGUCCUACAUGAAAAACCUCUCCGCUUCCACAUGGAUCAGUGGAGUCUUCAGAUCAGGAAGGAGGGGGUUUUGUCCCCUCAUGCUUUCCCGUGUGCUCUUCGAAUCUGGUAUGAAACUAAACCCACAGGUGGUUCUGUGAGGUGGACGAAAGACCAGGAUGGCAGAUGCUGUGUAUAUACCAUGGGCUCGCCCAUCAACAACAGAGCCCUCUUCCCAUGCCAAGAACCACCUGUUGCCAUGUCAACAUGGCAGGCACGUGUAAGAGCGCCGUGUGAUUACACUCUUUUAAUGAGCGGUGAAAAUCAAGCCUUUCCUGAGCCUGCAGAGACGGGUGUUCUACAGUGGGAUUAUUAUGUCACGAUGCCAAUGCCAGCUUCCACCUUUACCAUAGCGGUAGGUCAGUGGCUGGAGGCUGGUGUAAAGGCUUCCAACUCUGAGGUGGAGAAAACAGAAGAACCUCAUGUCCAAGUUCCCGUUGUUUCUCUAGACAACUCACAAUCUGGACCUACAGACCAACAUCAGAGGAGACUUAUAUCAGAACAAAAUGGUGAUGAACAAUAUGUUUGCUCCCACAUGGAUUAUCCUUGUCGCUUCCUGGUCAGCGCUGCUAGGACACAGACAGUUAUUCCUCACCGGGUAUAUGCCCCCGCCCAUCACCUGCAGAGGGCAGAAGACCAGGUUCUACCCCUCCUGCCGCUCUGUCUGACUGCCGCCCACCUCAUUUUAGGUGUCCAUCCAUUCUCACGCCUAGAUGUUCUCAUUGUUCCCUCAGGCUUCUCCAGCCUGGGCAUGGCCAGUCCUCAUAUCGUGUUCCUGUCUCAGAGCGUGUUAACGGGUGAGAGGAAUCUCUGCGGGGCAAGACUGUGCCAUGAGAUCGCCCACUCAUGGUUUGGGCUGGCUAUAGGAGCACGGGAUUGGACGGAGGAAUGGAUCAGUGAGGGUUUUGCAACCUAUUUAGAAGAUGUGUUCUGGGCCCUGGUUCAGCAGCUGGGUUGUGGAGAGGCUGAGGAGCAGAAACAGUUGAAGGCCUUGUUACGCUGGAGGAGACUGAGUGAUGAGCUGCAGAACUCUGAAGAAGAGCUGCAGGUCCUCAGGCCCAAUAAAGAGAACACAGGGGAGGUGAGCGAGUCUGGUGCGUCAGUAGUGAAACAUGCCCUCAACCCUGGAAAACCCUUCAUGCAAGUUCACUACGUAAAGGGCUACUUCCUCUUGAAGUUUCUGGCUGAUCAGGUCGGCGAGGAGAACUUCCUUCUGUUCUUCAAAGCCUUCGUGAGAAAAUUCCACGGCAGGCUCAUUCUCUCACAGGAUUUCUUGCAGAUGCUCCUGGACACAUUUUCUGCAAUGAGCAGUCGAGGCAUCACACUGGAAACCAUCUUUUCAGACUGGCUAGAUACACCCGAAAUGCCAAAGUGGCUGAGGGACGCCAGCUCAGAAUGGUUGCAGACUCCAGUGGUGGAAGAAGUCAGAGAAGAGGUUGCAAAAUGGAUUCACUUCAGCGAUUCCGAUGGAAAGGGCACCAAGCGGAAAAGAGCAGGGCCCAAGGUUAACUUCAAAGAGUUGAAUCCAGAACAGUUGGUCCUGCUUUUGGAGUUUCUUUUGGAAGAACCAAAGCUGACCCUUUCCUGCCUAAGGCAUCUCCAUACCGUGUAUGAUCUACAGGCCCGAGAUGCUGAGGUGAGACAUCGCUGGUGUGAACUGGUGGUCAAGCACAAAUACACAGCGGCAUACAGAGACGUUGAGCAGUUUCUGAUCCAUGACCAGGCCAUGGGUGUGUAUUUAUAUGGUGAGUUGAUGGUCCAGGAAGACGCUCGGCAGCAAGCUUUAGCACGAUGCUGCUUAUCCAUCAUUAAAGAUGACAUGGACCAAUCAGCACGCAGCGUUGUGGAAGAAAUGAUCCUCUGAGCAGGUUCGUCUGGGGUCCAGUCACAGGUUCAACUCAGAUUCAGUCUACUGAAUGUCACUACUGAUGUCCAGAGAACUCAAUGAGUCAAAUAAACUAAUACACCAAAUAAACAAUCCCAAUAAAUCCCUGUUAAGCAUUUCUGGUAAAAGUAGAACACAUCAAACAAAGUAAAGGUUUCAUAGAUCUGUAUUGUCAGAAAAAAUAAAACAAAACCAAAUAUGGCAACAAAUAUAAGUGCUGAAUUGUAUUUAGUGUAUCACAUGUAAAAGUGUUGAAGCAGCUUGGUAAAGAUGACAUCAGCAUUCUCUGAACUCCCUUACCCGCUGCUCAGGUCCCAGACUUACAGUAUCAUCAGAUACAAAGAAAACGUUUGGGGUAGAAAUAUGUGUUACCGACGCAUGUUUGCAAGCCAAACAUGUAACUUUAUCCUCACUGUUAGUGUUUUACACACAUUCAGACACAAAGAGGAAUUUCUAACAUUGUAGGCAAAAAAUGUGUUUGAAUUGCUGUAAAAGUUGUUUGUUUAAUAAACAGUCAAUAUUGAUCAAAAUAA